AGAAUGAAGCCCUGCUCCAGACUCCUCCUGUACACGUGACUGAUCACAUGAUCAUACAUCAUCAAAGGUCCUGUAGCUGUGUAGGAUUUGUCCUGUACCGUGCACUAGUGCAGUCAGUGAGGGCCUGAAUCUGAGAUGUCUGUUUGAACCAUGCAACAUUGUCACUUCACCUGAAAUAGAAGAAUACACCCUGUCAUGAGCGCUGCUCUGAAGAGAAAACACAGAUACAAUGAUUGCCAGUACUGGUUCCAGUGGUCUAUAUAAAGCACCUUUGUCUAAAGGCCUACUACUCAUACCCAGUGCACUGUCCAUUCUACUCUCAUUCCUGUUUCAACAGCAGCAAUCCUUUUUUGUAUAUAACCUGCAAGCAAUAAAGGAAAGUUUCAAUGUAUGGAAGCUGAUCUCGGGGAGAGUAGUAUGCCUAGAUUUGAAGGACGCCUUUUGUAGUAGUUUACUAAUCUACAAUUUUAGGACAUUAGAGAGAAGAUUUGGCAGUCGAAAAUUUACAUCGUUUUUGCUUGGGACCUGGAUACUUUCAGCACUUUUUGAUAUCCUGCUUGUUGAAGCUGUAGAAGUUGUGGCUGGAUUAACUCUUAGUACUCUACCUUCUGGAUUUUUAUCUCCUGUCUUCGCAUUGUUUGUGCCGUUUUAUUGCUCCGUGCCACGAGUGCCAUUGGCUCACAUAUUUGGCUGGUUUCCUAUUACCAAUAAAACUUUAGUGUACAUAGUGGGACUACAGCUCUUAACAUCAAGUCCCUAUAUGCUGGUGGUUGCCAUAAGUGGUGUGAUAUCUGGAUUGUUUUACAGCAAGGAUGUUUUAAAUGUUCGACAUGUUCUGUGUGUUCCAAAUUGGGCAGCUAAAGUAUUUUCCCGGACUUUGGAGCCAUUAUUCUCUUCUGUUGAGCCUAUCAGUGAGGCUCAUGUUGGAAUGGGCGCAACUGUGGACAUCCAAAGGCAACAAAGAAUAGAAUUGUUAGAUCAGCAGAUAAUGCUUUCACAACUUUCUCAGUUUGGAAGGAGACGCCAGGAUCAGGGGGGAAUAUUUGGUUGGAAUCGCUUUUUUCAACCACUGCGGCAACGACGGGUUGUUAAUCAUGCAGAACCACAAGCCCCUCCUCCUCCAGCACCUGAAGAGCAGGUUGCGCAGCUAAUGGAGAUGGGUUUUUCCAGGGCAGAUGUCUUAACUGCUCUUAGGGCUUCAAACAAUGAUGUCAACUUGGCUACCAAUUUUUUAUUACAACGAUGAUAAUUCAGGGGAAGGUGCAAUAUAAUAUUCUACUCCUAUGGCAUCCAAAGAUCUUUUUUUGACCUAGAAAUAUAUAUGAAGUGUUUUACAUUAACAGGGAAUUAAAGGAACCAUUUUUACCAACUCUCCUAAUCUGAUGUUGUAAAAAGGAAAGAUGUAUCUUCUACUAUAUUUAAGCGUACAGAUUUUACUUUUUUUUUUAUUUAAUUGGAAAUUUCUUAUUCCUGCUGUAAAAAAUCUGUGUUAUUGAUGCAUAAGUUGUUAUGGAAACUGCACUGAGUAUAUUAAGGUUUAAACAUCCGAGGGAUAAAACGUAGCUGAAUGCAAGUUGUCAUGUGACUCAGCACAUCGUAAUUACAUGAAGUCGUACUCUUAGGUCCACAGGUAAAAUGUGACCACUUAGCCUUUGCAGUCAGAGUCUUCCAGACAAUUUUGGAAAAAAUUAAAGCGUAGUGAUAAAGUACAAAAAACAUAUUAUACCCUUUUAAACAUAUAUUUUCUAAAGGUAGACACCAGUCACAAUUUUGCAUUAAAUUGUAAGAUAUUGUAAUGGAUGUAUAAAAGUUUAUAUUUGAGGCGUAGAUCCUGACUCAUGUAGACUUCCUAAUAAUUCUACAUAUGCAACAUUUUCUUAUGUCUAUGUCUACAUGCACUAAUCUAACAGAAAAGACCAAAAAUCAGAUGACAGUAGAAGGCUGUGAUAUUACUUCCUGUUUUGUCUUCGCAGCUAGACGCUUACAACAUUACUGGUAUACAUAGAUAAAAGUGAAACCUUUAUCAUGACUUUUUUCUUACACAUAUGGCAAUAAAGGGGUUGAAUGUUCAAAUAUCUGCAUAUGGGAUAAAACAUAAGUCAAAUUGUGCACUUUACUCAUAUUAUGGAGAACAUUCUGGACCUCACUGGUCUCACGUGUAGCCUUCUUCCUCUGUUCUUCCACAGUGCGUGCUGAUGUUAUGUCCAUGGUGGCGUCAGCGUUUGAUCACAUAGGUCAUCUCAUCUGUCAUCACUAUGAAUGAUGAUUGCAUUGUAUGAUGGUUUCAGUGCAAACAGGGCUCGUUAUGAAUCCGUUUGGAGUUAGAUGUAUUUUUCAUAGUGUCUCAUAAAUUCUCAAAUAAAUGAUGUCAUUCAGUUAUUAUAAAAGUGGAUGGGGAACCUUAAAGUUAUAUAUUUUUACUGUUGGUUAUUUACAGAAAACAAAGCACAAUCUGGAAUAUAUUAAAAUCAACAGUGUUUUAAUUGUUUCUAAUGUGCAUGAUACCAACAUAUGUUGGUAUUAAUAUUGUAGUAUACAGUAAACAGCAGCCCCUCCCUUAGCCUCCUUUGCUUAUCUCAACAUUUUUGUCUUUGCAAAGACCUUCUUAAUUUUUUGUUGUUGCAAUAGUUCUGCGAAACUUUGAGAGUCUGGCCUUUUAGAUAUUAAGAUACGUUUCUUGUGUAUUCAGCCGCUUCAGAUUGCUUUAAUUCAUAAUCAAGAUUAGCUAAAUAACUAAAUAAAGUGUGAUUUCUGGGAUCACUAACUAUGAAGUCUACAAUCGCAUCCAAAUUAGGAAAGAUUGAAAUAGUUCCAGGGUCUAUUUACCUGAGCAAAUCCUGUACUGUGCAGUCAAACACCACACGUUGUUUUGCUGCGUAUGUUUGACUUUGGAUUUCAUCACUAUUUAUAAGUAACACCAGAUCUACCAUUCACAAUAGGUGAUAAUCAAUCCCCCUCCCUUCUCAAUUACCUCUGUAUUGGUCACUGAUCAUGCCUAGAAUGCUUUCCAAAAGUCAGUGAUUCCCCUCCAGGCUACAGGUUCCUGUGAUCCAUGUGGUUGCUCUAUAUCUCAAAAUAUUGUUAACAUCAGUCCAGGCAAGAUGGCUGACCCCAUAAUCAAAUAUAGAAAAUAGAUUUAAAAAAAAAAGUAUAGUAAAACAAAAAAAAAAAAAAAGGAAAAUGUCAGUAUCUGGCUUUAACCCCUU
This is a messenger RNA of Hyla sarda, 3206 nucleotides long. It is a transcript of the gene UBAC2, whose product is annotated as UBA domain containing 2. The transcript is spliced from 10 exons. Bases 230 to 1246 code for a protein of 338 amino acids. The record is from RefSeq and is a predicted model, not a curated record. Lineage: Eukaryota; Metazoa; Chordata; Amphibia; Anura; Hylidae. Gene Ontology annotation, molecular function: protein binding; serine-type endopeptidase activity.